UGCCCGAAUCGCGGUGCUACUUGCGCCGCUUUGACGUCAAACGUCAGCAGUUUAAUGUGCCGGUCGACGCACCGGCAAAGCAUAUGGAUCCCACCGUGCUCCCGACGAUCGGGGGAUUUAAUCGUGGAAAAUAUUUACUAUGCGUGUGCCAGAGCCCGCCUGCCUGACGGGACGUCAUUGGCUUCACUCAAGUAGUGAGGAGGGGGCGCUGGAAAGAGUCACUCCCCUGCCUACUUUUAAUAGCUUUGUCAUGUGAUGGCAGGCAGUUGUAAGACAGGUGCCUUCAGUUCAUUCUCAGUUAGGGGGCAGUUCCCUGAGUGAGAGCAAGUGAAAAACCGCUGGAUUUCCUUUUUUUUUUGCUUGAUUUUUUUUUUUAAAACACCGUCAUUCAUUGCGUGGAUGGCGUGGGAAAGGUGCAACCAGGACUCUUUGUGGAGAGAACUAGAGUGUGCCGCCUUGGUUGGCGAAGACCAGCCCCUCUGUCCAGACCUCCCAGAGCUUGAUCUCUCAGAAUUAGAUGUCAGCGACCUGGAUGCGGAUGAUUUCCUGGGUGGACUCAAGUGGUACAGUGACCAAUCAGAAAUCAUUUCCAGUCAGUACGGCAAUGAGUCGACAAACUUGUUUGAGAAGAUAGAUGAGGAAAACGAGGCCACUCUGUUGGCCGUGCUCACAGAGACCUUGGAUAGCAUCCCGGUGGACGAGGAUGGGUUGCUGUCGUUCGAGGCUCUCGCCGAUGGGGAUGUCGAGGCUGCUGGGGAUGGGGAAAGCACCGGUACACAGGGUUGCUGCUCCGCCCCAGACGAGUCUCCCCCCACCUCAGAGGCUGAGGAACCCUCCCUGCUGAAGAAGCUCCUUCUGGCCCCAGCAAACUCGCAGCUCAGCUACGGUCAGUACGCGGCCAACGGCACACAGCCGAGUACAGCCAGCGCCCACCGGAUCAGGCCAUCAUCUGCUGUCAGCAAGGUGGAGAGCCUGCCGAACGGUAGGCCGAAGGGACCCCCGGUGCGCCGCCCCUGUGCUGAGCUACUCAAGUACCUCACGGCCAGCGAUGACGCCCUCCAGACCGAAGCGCAGAAGAGUGACAGGGCCAAGGCCGCGGGCGCUCCCUCGUCCUCACCCUCGCCUUCAUCCUCCUCCAGCUCCUCCAUUUCAUCCUCAUCCUCCUCGUCCAAGAAGAAAUCCUCAUCCUCCUCAUCUUCAACCUCAUCCUCAUCCCAGCAGCAACAACAGCAACAGCAGCAGCAGCACCACCAACCUCAGAAUCAGCAGCAGCAUCACCAGCAAGCCAAACCAACCACCCUGCCACUUCCUUUGACCCCUGAGUCUCCAAACGACCACAAAGAAUCACCGUUCGAGAACAAAACCAUUGACCGCACAUUGAGCGUGGAGCUGUCUGGUACUCCAGGUCUAACACCGCCCACGACGCCUCCUCACAAAGCUAGCCAGGAGAAUCCAUUCAAGGCUUCCAUCAAGACUAAGCUGUCGUCAUGUGGGUCCUCCGCCUUGGUGGGCACGGGGGCUCACUGUGGUGGGCCUGCUCCCUGCUUCCUGGCCGUGGGCCCGGCCCGGAAGGACCGUGAGCAUACAGAACUGUUUGCCCAGCUCAGCAGGGUGUCAGCUCCGGUUCCACCAGGUCAAGAGGAGCGCAGAGGCAAGCGGACUGCGCCUCGUGUCUUCAGCGACCACGACUACUGCCAGUUCACCGGCGCCAAGCGGGGCCUUGCCCCCUGCCAAGGGGCACUGGACAGCCGGCACUGGGGGUGCGCCACCUCUGUGGCUCUGCUUUCUGCCUCCCCUUCCCUGGAGGGACAUUUGCAAAUGGCGUCCUCUGUUGUGCGAUCCCCGGUGCUCGACAGGGAGGCUGGGAGGCUCGAGCAGCCCUCUCGUGCCAGGCCUGCCGCGGGGGGCUGGAAACCAUUGGAGGAUAUAGAAAUCAGGGCGGAGCUCAACAAGCACUUUGGUCACCCAAAACAAGCCAUGUUCAGCGAGGAAGCCAAGGUGGCAGAGGACCAUUACUGCCAAACAGCAGGGGGCAUCUUUGCGGGCCUUCCCCUGGAAGGGGUCCUGGAGGACAGUGAGGAGGAAGGCGAGCGGCUCUUCUACCCAUGGGAGGACUCUCACCUGGGGCUGCAGUUCGAUGGUUCACCCUCUUGUUCUCCCUCCAGCUCCCCAUCGCGGAGCUCUGUCUCGCCAUCCAAGGCCCAUCCCAGAUCUGCCUCCCAGUCUGGGUCCCGGUCCCGGUCCCGGUCCCGCUCCAGCUCUGCUUCCCACGUACCUCGACGUCGCACCCCCUCCCGGUCUCCCUACUCACGCUCCCGCUCCAGGUCUCCUCAUGCCUGUCCGCGGACCGGCCAAUUUGUGGACAGCCGGAGCAGAAGGGCCCAGAGAAGCCUGCAUGCAGAGUCGAGGUCCCAGUCCAGAUCUCCAUCUGAUCGGAAGCCUGGGUACGACAGCUAUGAAGAAUACCGGCACGAGCACCUGAGAAGACAGGAGUAUCGGCAGGACUGCGAGAGGCGGGAGUCGGAGGGAGCCGAGCAGAGGGAGAAGCAGAGGCAGAAAGCCAUCGAAGAGAGGCGUGUAGUGUACGUGGGGAGACUCCGCUCGGACAUCACGUGGACAGAGUUGAAGCGGCGCUUUGAAGUCUUUGGAGAAAUGGAAGAGUGCACCGUUAACUUGAGAGAUGACGGGGACAACUUUGGCUUCAUAACCUACCGGUACACUUGUGAUGCUAUGGCGGCCCUUGAGAAUGGACACACUCUGCGUAAAUCAAAGGAGCCGCACUUCGAGCUCUGCUUCGGUGGACUCAAACAGUUCUGCAAAACCAAUUACACAGACUUAGACUCCCAUUGUGAAGACUUCGACCCGACCUCCGCUAAAAGCAAGUACGACUGCAUGGAUUUCGACAGCUUGCUGCAGGAAGCCCAGAGCAGCCUGAAAAGGUAACUGGUGGCAGCCUUGUCACCAGAGGGAGAAGCAAUACCUCACGGAUGUAUCCGUCCUCGACUGCGAGGCCACUGGAAGUUUUACGCUCUUUGAAUGAAGAAGAAUAUAUAGUAUGAAUGAUAUAUAACACAAAGUUUACAUGAACUAAGCUGCUGGUAAGCCGGGAAGCAAUGAUAUCAACUGGUGAAGUCAAUAAUAUGUCAUAUCAUGAUGCAGGUCUGUAGACGGAAUAUAAUCAAAAUGCUAACUCUCUUUGUUCAAAAAAAAAAAAAAAGAUAAUUGCAGCUUGUUCAGUUCUUUUUUGUUGUGUUUUUGUGGAGUUUUUAUCUACUGUUUGUAUGUGGUGUUACAUUUAGCAUUCGGGGGUGAACUCUACCUGGGGUCUUUCAGAUACCACUGUCAUCCAUUCGCCAGAAAUAUAGUUGUGUAUUUGAAAAUAUGGAAUAUGUUCAGAUAAAUUACUAUUUUUAUUUUGUGUACAUAUCUGACAAAAGUUCUUUAUUUGUUACAGCUAUGCACUGUAAAACGCAGCCUUUAUAAAAGAUGAGAUUUUCUUAAAUAAGAAUGUUGAUCUGUAGUUACUAUGAUGAAGUUAUCGUUCUACAUGAAGUUCAGAUGACGUGAUAUGAUUGUAAAAACAUACUGAAUUGAGGUGAUUUUUUUUUUCUCAAAGGGGAGAUGCUGAAAAUUUUUUAAAACUUUAUUUUGGUGAAAAAAGCAGUUGUUACAGAUGUCUAUUGCAGUUUGUAUAGUUUUAUCUGUUUUUAAAUAUUCCCCACUCAGUGUUUUCCAUGUAGAACAACUAGCAUAUAAUACAUUUUUACAUAUUUUUUUUUUU
This is a messenger RNA of Brienomyrus brachyistius, 3781 nucleotides long. Its product is annotated as peroxisome proliferator-activated receptor gamma coactivator 1-alpha-like. Gene Ontology annotation, molecular function: transcription factor binding; RNA binding. The record is from RefSeq and is a predicted model, not a curated record. Gene Ontology annotation, biological process: positive regulation of transcription by RNA polymerase II. Gene Ontology annotation, cellular component: nucleus. Lineage: Eukaryota; Metazoa; Chordata; Actinopteri; Osteoglossiformes; Mormyridae. The transcript is spliced from 13 exons. The coding region runs from base 400 to 2943 and encodes 847 amino acids.